UCCUUGUGCUUCGUCUACCCCCUUGACUUUGCCCGAACCCGCCUGGCAGCGGAUGUGGGUAAAGCCGGGGCUGACCGGGAGUUCAGCGGCCUCGGUGACUGCCUGGUCAAAAUCUUCCGGUCGGAUGGCCUCAGGGGCCUGUACCAGGGCUUCAAUGUCUCUGUCCAGGGCAUCAUCAUCUACAGAGCUGCCUACUUCGGUAUCUACGACACCGCGAAAGGGAUGCUUCCAGACCCAAAGAACACCCACAUCGUUGUCAGCUGGAUGAUUGCUCAGACCGUCACCGCUGUUGCCGGUUUGGUCUCCUACCCUUUUGAUACAGUUCGCCGUCGCAUGAUGAUGCAGUCUGGCCGUAAAGGAACUGACGUAAUGUACACAGGCACUAUUGACUGCUGGCGGAAGAUUGCCCGGGACGAGGGCUCCAAGGCGUUUUUCAAAGGUGCAUGGUCGAAUGUACUCCGAGGAAUGGGUGGUGCUUUUGUCUUAGUUCUAUACGAUGAAAUCAAGAAGUACACAUAAGUUGCUUCCUGUUGUGAACUGGCAUGUUGUUCUGUGUAGUCUGUGACUGUUCAUGGACUUGUUUGAAAACCGUCUAGUUACUGAACAGUGACAGAUAAUGUUUAUACAGGUUGGCAUGGCGCAGGAACAACUGCCUGCCCUGUCUUUAUCAAAUUAUUCCCCUUGAUGGGACUCGCCAUGGUUUCUAUUUCAGGCACUCCUGCUUAAAGACUACAAAAAAAUAAAAAUCUGAAACCAA
This is a messenger RNA of Pterocles gutturalis (yellow-throated sandgrouse), 757 nucleotides long. RefSeq names its product ADP/ATP translocase 2-like. Gene Ontology annotation, molecular function: ATP:ADP antiporter activity. The transcript is spliced from 3 exons. NCBI's taxonomy places the organism in Eukaryota, Metazoa, Chordata, Aves, Pterocliformes, Pteroclidae. The coding region runs from base 223 to 519 and encodes 98 amino acids. Gene Ontology annotation, biological process: mitochondrial ATP transmembrane transport; mitochondrial ADP transmembrane transport. The record is from RefSeq and is a predicted model, not a curated record. Gene Ontology annotation, cellular component: mitochondrial inner membrane.